GCAUCGUGGCCUCGUGCGUUUUGAUGACUUUUUAUAUAUAUGAACAAGGACUUGUAUCACUGGGCUUCUUGCAGAUGAUUUUCACAGAGAUAAGUAUAAGACGUUUGCACUUUAGUGAAAGAACAGAACUUCAGUGUGUAAAGUGACGGGUCACGUGACGUCGAUUGUUGGUUCAGUAGUUAUUUAUACACGCUUUCGGCGUGCGCCUAGUCGAUCCGCACCGCAUUACAGCAUUUGCAAAUUUUCUCAAUUAUCUGUUUAACUUACAGUAAUAAAACUAAAACAAUAAUAAAAUUUAAUCGUCACACCUACGUUCACAAACUGAUUAUUAUGGUGAACUGACCGAUGAGGUCAAUGUCAUCAAAACUGUCAAUGUGGAUGCAGAGGACAGCAGAUCCCGAGCUAAUCGCUGUUGUUUUAGGCUCCGUGAUAAACUUUAGUUGGUCGGAAGAUCAUCUAUAGUUUCAAAACAACUUCGAUAAUAUCACGCCUGUAAAAAAUGUCCUGCAUUACUUGCUGUGAAAAUAACUCGGAAAUGGGUAGUCGGAAGCUGAGAAUCAUGACCUACUUGGCACCUGGCCUACCACUUGAUUUCUUUGAUUUAUUUCGAGAUUACCUGGAAAAAGAAACAGGUAUUAACUCUUAUAUUAUUUAUGAGUCACGUUGGAGUGGGCCACCACUAGAUCGCAAGGACCCAUUCACAGCAGACGAAGCAGAUAUAGUUUUUAUGUGCAGUACAGCCUUCCUGCGUCUCUUGCACCAGAAAAAUGAAUAUAUGGAACUAUGUCUGGCAGCCCCGCUUUACAUCCAUCCUUCAGCCCAAAACCGUCCAGUUUAUUUCUCCGAUAUCAUCAUUCACAAAGAAAAUCAGAUAAAGUUCAAAGACUUCCUUGCACUAAAGGGUUGUCGCUGGGCCUAUAAUGAUGACAUUUCUUUAAGUGGAAACCUGAUGGUCCUAGCAGAACUGAAAAAGCAAGGAUAUAAUGCCAAUUUCUUUGGCCAUGUUGUAAAAUCUGGAUCACAUCACAAAUCUCUCCGGAUGAUUUUGGAUCAUACUGUUGAUGCAGCGGCAAUCGAUUCAAACACUUGGGCUGUCUACCAACGCCAGUUUCCAGAGCGAGCCAGCAAUCUUGUCAAGCUCACUUCCUUCGGUCCUAUGCCUGUGUAUCCUAUGGUAUUCAACAGUCGACUUCAAGCUAAACUCAAGGAGAAAAUAACUCAUCUGCUUCUGUCGGUUGAUAAAAGUCCUGAUUGGGGACCUCAGCUUCAGAGCUUUGGGAUUUCUGGCUACACCAGGAUUGACUCAUCUCUAUACGAUCUUGAAACUUUGAUCCAGGACCUGGUGAAAGGAUUAACUAUAAACCCUGCAUACUAUUAGUAGGGUUACUGCUGAAAAGUCAGGUGAAGAGAACAUCAUAUGCUUGUGUUGGAAGAUUGUGGCAGACAUAAGACAGUUUUUCAUAAAAUUCGAAUUUUAUUAUAUAUCCAUCUUUUCAGAUAAUUUUUUUCUGAUUAAGACUUUAAAAGCCUUUGCAGCAUAUGAAAAGUACUUUUGUAAACCUGAGUGAAUAUUUUUCUGGUGCCUUCUCCUCGUGUACUCAAUAUUGAGAACAAGUAAUAAAAGAACUGAAGAGGAACUUAAUAAGUUUACUGAUAAUAUGUGAUAUAAGUGGGAACGAGUUUUCUGCACAUUAGAAAGCAUUUAUAAAAAGAGUGCAGCUCCCUAUUUUUUGUAAAUUUCUGUAUAAGAUUUUAAAAAGGAGUGCUUGCAUAUACAAUUGUUGUUUCUUGAUUAAGUACAGUGUCCGUGGAUUAAAGAAAGUAUGCAUAUCCAGAAUUCAUCGUUAAAAAGGUGAUAAUUCUAAAUAGUUCUUGUUAAUGAAAUAAAGCCUUAAAUUUAAGUGCAGUCCUUUUAGUUUUGCCAACUAAUUUGGGAUUACUUUUGCUUUUUCUAUUUUAAAACUUUAAAACAUACUAUUCUUUGCAUUAUUUCUAGCCAAGUUUAUAUAAAGUACAUUUCUUCUCAAGUUUAAAACCAGAAAUUUCAUUGUUACAGUGUUGUCUAUGUAUUUAUGUUAUUUGCAAAACACAUUCCUCCAGGACUUGUUUAAAAAAAAAACAAACAUAUAAAAUUGUUACACAAGGUUAUUUUUCAAUUAUGGUGCUCAAUUUGUAAGCCAUUAACUUAAAAAAGUAAGAUACCCUUGAUACCAAUAUUGUGGUUUAUAUGUUGCACAAAACAUCUUUCAUUCCAAACAUUUUUGUUUUAAAAUUAAGUUUUGACUGGCCAGAUUUGGUUAUUUCAUUUGUUAUAAUUUUAAGUUAAUGAUUAAUUAGAACCUUAAUAUCUGUGCACAAAAUAGGUCUUCAGUAAUGCAGCUGUUGUGUUUAAAACGGUGACCAAGGCCAGCUGAUGGGACUUGCAUUUAGAAAGGCUUAGAUGGAUCUUGAAGGGUCCAGAAUUCAGUGGGCAUUUUCUUUCAGCUAUUACUAUGCUUGUUUUUCUUUAUAGUAUUAUAAGCAGUCAUGUCAAGAAUGCUUAGAUUGGUGCAGAACAUUGGGCCAUCAUCUAGGACUGUGUGUGUGUGUGCAAGGCUAUGAUUUUAAUAUAAUUUUGAAUCAUACUAUUUGAAAGAUUAUUUGAUACAUGAAUACCGGUGUUAUCUAUGUAUAAAGCUUUGUUAACUCUGGAAAGAUGAAUGCAUGGUUACCAAAAAUACAUACCUAUUUUGAGCAUUAAUUUUCUUAAAAAAUAUAUGAAAAACAGAAUAUGUAUGCAUGCAUGCACAUUCACGCACACAGAGAGACAAAGGUUUAUGACCACACUACCUCCCAUUUCAUAGCAUUUUAAAAUAAAAACUGAACUGUAGUAUGCAUGACUGCUCUUAGGGAAUUACUGAAGAUGGAAAGUGAAGGAUCAGAGACAUAUCCCUUUUAUCCUGUCACGUGAAGACUUACAGUAUUCAUUGCUUUAACAAAAAUCCUCUAAUUUUUUUUAUUUCCUCCUUUUAGAAAUUAUUGGUAACUUUUAAAAAAUGUCAUAUACCUUAGAAGUAAAGAAUAUACAUUUUGAAAAAUA
Messenger RNA from Pomacea canaliculata, 3079 nucleotides. RefSeq lists its product as uncharacterized. Bases 500 to 1378 code for a protein of 292 amino acids. The transcript is spliced from 6 exons. NCBI's taxonomy places the organism in Eukaryota, Metazoa, Mollusca, Gastropoda, Architaenioglossa, Ampullariidae. The record is from RefSeq and is a predicted model, not a curated record.